AAACCGUUUCUUCUUCUCCUUCUCUUCAUUUCUUUAUAAUCCCAAUCCUUCACAUUUUUUGUUAACUCUCUCUCACGCGUUCUGAGUUUUAGGGUUUUUUUUCUUUCAUUCUUUCAGAUUCAAGAUGAUAGACUUUUCUCGCGUUCAGAAGGAGCUUGUCGAAUGCCGUAAAGACGCUGCGGGAUCGGGAAUUCAGGUUAGUCCGAAAAGCGAUAACCUCGUUAACUUGAUCGGAACCAUUCCUGGCCCUACCGGAACGCCUUACGAAGGGGGUGUUUUUCAGAUUGAAAUCACAAUACCUGAUGGAUACCCGUUUGAACCUCCUAAGAUGAAGUUUACAACCAAAGUCUGGCACCCAAACAUCAGCAGCCAAAGUGGGGCUAUUUGCCUGGACAUCUUGAAAGAUCAGUGGAGCCCAGCACUGACUCUGAAGACUGCACUACUUUCUGUGCAAGCACUUCUUUCUGCUCCUCAGCCUGAUGAUCCUCAAGAUGCUGUUGUGGCACAGCAGUACCUCAAAGACUAUCAGACAUUUGUCAAUACUGCUCGCUACUGGACUGAAAGUUUUGCUAAGACGUCAUCCCGUGGAGUUGAAGAUAAGGUACAGAAACUGGUUGAAAUGGGAUUUCCUGAAGCUCAAGUAAGGAGUAUUUUGGAAGCCGUUGGUGGUGAUGAAAACUUGGCUCUUGAAAGGCUAUUGUAGGGUGAUGAUCAUUGUGAAGCUUAUAUGAAAUGUUGGAAGCACAUAGAUAAAAAAAAGGUUCAUUGAAUAUAAAGAUAUAAUAAUCCUAUAUCAUAUAGUAUUUCGGGUUAAUUCUGCCUUUUUUUCUCUUUUAAAACUUUGUACUCAGACAUUGUCCUAAUUUUCUCGUAGCAGGUAUAAAAUUGAUGAAAAACCUUAUUGGCAAAUUGUAUUUGCUUUCGGUCAAAUUAUGUUUUUAGUCCUAAA
Molecule: messenger RNA, 949 nt
Organism: Vicia villosa (hairy vetch)
Lineage: Eukaryota; Viridiplantae; Streptophyta; Magnoliopsida; Fabales; Fabaceae
Product: ubiquitin-conjugating enzyme E2 27-like
Exons: 5
Coding region: 125-703 (192 amino acids)
Biological process (GO): proteasome-mediated ubiquitin-dependent protein catabolic process; protein polyubiquitination
Cellular component (GO): nucleus
Molecular function (GO): ubiquitin conjugating enzyme activity; protein binding
Source: RefSeq, a predicted model, not a curated record